AGUUUCUAUGAAAAGUUGAAACUAGUCCAUAUUGGAUGGAAAAUUGGAUCCAAUAAUUUCAGCAUGAUGUCAUUUUGCUGAGUUGGCUUGCGAAUAGCGACAACCGCCGUCAGUCUGCCGUAACGUGGCGGCGCUACGCUCGUGUGUGCCUGCCGCAGGAGUGGCCGUGGAACUGUCAUUGUUCAUGUAGUUUUCUGUGAUAAGAAUUACUGUGAAAUUAUAGUUAAGCGAACUUAAUUUAUUAAAACAAUAACCAUGUCUACGUCGGGCGAAUUCGGUAACCCCUUGCGCAAGUUUAAGCUCGUAUUCCUGGGCGAACAGAGUGUGGGAAAAACGUCGCUGAUCACUAGGUUCAUGUACGAUAGUUUUGACAACACGUAUCAGGCGACUAUCGGUAUAGACUUUCUCUCCAAGACAAUGUAUCUGGAGGAUCGCACAGUGCGACUGCAGCUGUGGGACACGGCGGGGCAAGAGCGGUUCAGAUCGCUCAUACCUUCCUACAUCCGGGACUCCACUGUAGCUGUCGUUGUCUAUGAUAUUACCAACGCAAACUCAUUCCACCAGACGUCGAAGUGGAUCGACGACGUACGCACGGAGCGUGGCUCCGACGUCAUCAUAAUGCUGGUGGGCAACAAGACCGACCUGUCGGACAAGCGGCAGGUCUCCACCGAGGACGGCGACCGCAAGGCCAAGGAGCUUAAUGUCAUGUUCAUAGAGACUAGCGCCAAGGCUGGUUAUAAUGUUAAACAGUUAUUCCGGCGGGUAGCGGCUGCCCUGCCAGGCAUGGACUCAGCGGAAAGCAAGCCUCCAGAAGACACUGUGGACCUGCAGACCCAGUCGCCCAUGGGCUCGGAGCAGGAGGGCAACGAGAGCGGCUGUGUGUGCUGAACCCGUGCCACCUAUACCUCCCCGCCCCCGCACCGCUUCACGGAGCCACGCCCUCCAGGAGGAACAAUGACACAAUUGGUACCACGCGUCGUUAAGAAACUUUAGUUUAUUUAUAUGGUUAAUCCCUUUUUAUUAUAUUCCAUCGAGCUUAACGUUGGCUUCAAAAGCCUGCUCCUAAAAUCGUGAAAGAUCUCAGGGUUCAUUCAAUAUAACUCCACUUUGUGAUUGUGACGUCAAACUAGGCAGCUCCUAUACUCGUAGGUACGAUUUCAAAGUCAUAGAGAAUGAGAGUAGAUUAUGUACAUUAUUUGUUAUAUUCUUUCUAUUUAUUUUAAUGCAAAGGCAUACACCUGUGCGUAUCCUGCGUGCGACCUAUCACACUACAGACAUAUUUGAGUGAUUGCUUGCACGCAGAACGCGGACGCCACCGUGGAAACCAGCUUGACGCCUUAAUGCGUACAGUACGAUUCAAACGUAAUUGCGCCCCUGAAAUUUGCUCACCACAUACAUUUUGGGUGUCCGGUGUAGCGGGGAGGGUAACAGCGCACGUCUGCUAACUUCACGCAGACGCAUUUAAGUUUGAAUUGUACAGUACAUAGUCGCUAAGUAUAUUUAUUAUAAUAUCAAGAUGUUCAUGUUUAAAAUGAUGUCGCAAAGAUGGCUGCGCUCGUUGAUCCGCUAUUAGAUCGGUUAUGUAUUGUAACGUGCUAGGGUUCAAUAAUUUGUAAUAAGAACACCUGAUGACUCUGGUAAGAAUUUAAUCUACUAUGCAGAACAAAGUUCCAGAACACACUUUCAAUCGCAGGUAAAUCGUUAUCAAGAAUGGUACUAGGUAUAUUUCAAGUAUCAUAUCGAUGUUACUUCACUUAGAUAAAGACAAAAGGAACGAUCUAGAAAGUCUAGAAUAUCUAGAAAGAUCUAGAAGCCUUUCGAAGUUCGCUUAUACUCGGAAUCACAUUGUUGCAUCGUAAGUACUUUUCACGUUACCUAAGUAUCUACUAUCAUUAUUAUGGAUUAUGAACAACGUUCCUAGUAUUAAGGGUCUAUGUAACAUUAUUACCAACACAAUUUCUUAAGGGAAAAACAAGCGCAGAUGUCAAAUUUUGUCCUGCGGUGUCUUACAUUUCGCGUACGACCAAUCACAAGACGCGCCGGUCUUGAGUAAGUGAUGUGAUUGGUCGCAUGCAAGUUGACCGCCUCCUGUCAGUUGCCGCAUUUGCUCGCAGUGUAAACGUGCAUUUUCAUUGAUCCUCAGAAAACAACAUCGGUACGGGAGAUAUCUAAAAAGCAUGCCGUAAAGCAAGAAAUAUUGCCAAUGAUCCGAAUACGCCUAAUAAUAUAACCUGUGUGCGGGGAGCCUUAGGCAUUAGGGAACCUUUUUCAUUUGUUGGGAGGGACGCGUUUGGAAGUUAAUAUGAAUUAUCGACUUGUUAUAUUUACUCUCUCCUCCUAGAAUUAACCGCAUGCGGGAUAUGGAAUUGCGCUAAAGUGAUAUUAGGCAAUGAUUUUGUACGCAUGCAGAUACUUAGAGCCCCUAUUAUAAGUUAAAUUGUUUUUGGUAUUGUUUUUAUUUAUGGUAUGCCAGGCAAGCAGUGAUAAAAUUUAAGUAAGUAAAUAAAGUUUUUACACAACAUACCAUGAAGUCUGCCAUGGCUAAACCUAGUGAUUUCACAGCACAUUUAAAUCAAUUUCAUUUAGCUGCGAUGAUGCCGUUUGCUCUCUGUAAAACUUCCGCCGAAUGCCAUGCACUGAAAAUUCGAGCGCCCCAGCAUGCCUUGAACCUUAGAACCAGCGAGGAUGCUAAUCUUAGCUGAGAAUUAGGUAGGUAAUAGCCUAAAAGAUAUUUCUUAUUUAUCAUAAAUGCCAAUAGAGUGCCAACAGCCUUUUAGAGUAUGGAAUAUAAUUAAAUAAUAGGUAUGUAAAUGUAUUAUACAAUAAGCAUAAUCGACGGAAAUGCUAGUUCACUUAUUAGAUAAAUCAAUAGCACUCAUCCUCAAGUUAAGUUUUGAAUAAGAUACAUAAUCUAGGCUUAGCUAAUUGAUUAAAAAUAACCUAUUUUAUUAUUCGUCUUCAAAUGAAUACCCCAGCAUAGCAUCCUCGGUCAGCUCUCGCACGUUUUCAUUGGUUGAUAGAAAACGCAUUCGGUUUGUGAGGAUUUCAAAAAGGCAUGCCAUAAGACGAACGUUUGGCAAGUGAUUUUCAUUGGUAGUUAAGUAACGAAUAUGGGAUGGAGAAUGUUUCUAAGAGGUAUUCCGAUGAUUUGAAAUUUUAACUGGUAAAGACACUGCCUGGCAUGCUGUGUAUAGACGACCUUAUUUCAUUGGUCGUUAGCGUUGCGGGGAGUCCCCGCUCGAUGUUUAUUAACGGAGUUAUGGAACGAUUGAACUACAGUUAACACGCGUUAUUGCGUUCCGCUGAUGAUACCUAACACUAACUUAAUUUUAGAGAUUUAAUCUUCUUCUAUAGUGAUUACAUUAAUAUGAAGCACAAUUAGUAUUUUAACUUGCUAGUUAAUAUAUUUAAGUUUCGUGAGCAGUGACGUAACAUGAUAUGGCGGUGGUUUUAAUUAUACUAUUUCGUCUAAAUCGGCCUCACGGGUUUUAAACAAAUUGGGCCUUAUUAGAAUUUUGUUAGCAAUGUUUUGUCAUGCAUACUUAAACUGACAGCAUCUUUCAAAUGUCAGAUUGUGGAAAGCUCUGCGAACUAUUCCGAAGUAAUGCCACGUUUGUAAAUAAAUAUGGCCCAUUAUGUUUAAGGCUUUGUCUUAUUUAUAAGUUUGAUCAUGUAAGUGACGUCUACCGUUGGAAAUAGGUUUUAUGCAGGGGUUCCCACACAAUCUUGUUUUGUGUGUAGUCUUGCGCUGUGCGUUUUUAUCAAGUGAGUGAGUCCCUGACCCCUGUGAGUCUUUAAUUAUUGUUUUCUUACUUAUUUAUUUGAUAAACCAACAAAGCUUAGUUUUCUAUCCUUCAAUACUACCAUAUUGUUACGUCACUGUAUUGUAAGUUAGACAUAAAACUGAGCCCUGAUUCUCUUUUGCUUUCUAAUCCCAUCAAUUAAAACAACAAGUUUGUGAUAUAAAUAUUUGACAGUAGGUAAAUGAACGAAGUCAAAUUUCUAUCACAAAUGUAAGGGGACGGUUAUGUUUUCAAUGCCGUGGAAAAUCAGGGGGUAAGUAAACAGGUUCGGUACUAUAGGACGGUUGGAAUUUCAUCAAAUUUGUAACUUUUAAAUAGAAAUUAUUCAUUAAAAAUAGAGUUCACUGCCGAUGUAGAUCAGAUUGUUUUUUUAUUAUACUUAUUACACAGACGCAAUGAAAGGAUAGACGGAAGCGUUUAAUUAAAUUACUUCACGGUUUUCUGAUGAAGAAGAAAGAAAGGUUACCCACCUUUUUGCAGUAUAUUAAUUAACUCUUAUGAAAAAUGUGAUUGUGGAACUUCUUCAGCACCACCCGGCCUAGACAAUAGUAAUUUGUGAUAGAGGUGUACGAAUGGGAGUAAAAAUGGCGGGGACACUCGACCAACAAAGUAGGGAACGAUUUUGAAUGGAAGAGAUUUAAUCAAAACCGUUAACUUAUAAUAAGUUGACAACUUGGAUGAUGAAUGGAUUUGAAAAAAAAAAUAUUCGCAGAUAUAGGCCUACACUACACUACACAGGCGAAUUAUCUGUAAACCCCGCUAUAAUGCAAUUCGUCUUUUGUUUAAGUUUGCCCCAUUUUAACGAUGCCGUAAGAAAACAGUACGUAAAUCCGGGAUAAAUAGUACUACUAUUUAUUCCGGAUAGUACUACUUUCAGGAAGAUGUCUAGAAAAGCUUUUGAUGCUACAAGAAGCAAACAUUGACUAAAAUUUUGAUGACAUAAAGUCAUUCGUUCAUGGUGCACUGUUCAUUCGAUCGUGUUAUAUUAAGGUUAGUGCUACUACGGUAAUGUUUAUGUAGCACAGUCUGUUUUCAAAAAUAAUCCAUUCCGCUAUUGUCUGGGUUGUAUAUAUUGGUGCCCCACUGCGUUCUAUCUUCUGUUUCUCUCUAUCUUUUCCUUGAGUCUGUGAGUCUUAUUAUAGAACCCGUAUUUGUUAUUCAAAUAAGAGGGAUUGUGAGAAAAAGUUUUUUAUAGUGUUUUAUAUGCAAUAAUAUAAUGUAAUAAAAUCGAAUUGUGGUAAAGUAAGGAAUACACGUUCUCAUGCAACACGCAAUGUGCUUUAGCUUCAUCAAUAGGAAUACGAUUGUUUAACGAAUAUUCGAAAUUAGCAUAAUG
This is a messenger RNA of Pararge aegeria (speckled wood butterfly), 5139 nucleotides long. RefSeq names its product ras-related protein Rab6 (gene Rab6). The coding region runs from base 256 to 888 and encodes 210 amino acids. Gene Ontology annotation, molecular function: GTP binding; GTPase activity. Lineage: Eukaryota; Metazoa; Arthropoda; Insecta; Lepidoptera; Nymphalidae. The transcript has 6 exons. The record is from RefSeq and is a predicted model, not a curated record.